GCGGCGCAGCGUGCAGGCCAGUCGCCCACCAGCCACCGCCCCAGAUACGACCCGAGCGACACUUCCGGCGUGCCUCACUCUUCUCCCGGUCACGUCCUCUUCUCGUCCUUCCAGCCUCUUCGUCCUCUCUUCUUCGUGCGUCCCUCAGUCGUGCGCGCCCGACUCGUCGUCGUCAUCGCCGUCGUCGUCGAUUCGCCCGCGAAACAAUCCCGACACAACCCCUCGAACGAAAACGACAAUAUGCUGAUCGGUCUCGUGCGCGACUCGGUGCUCCAGUGCUUCUGUCACAGCUGCAAGGCCCCGCUGGGCGUCGUAGCCGGACCUAGGAGGAAUAACGCGCCUUUCAAGAAGCCCAACGGCAAGGGCAAACCGCGGACCAAGCAGCCGAAGAAGGUGAAGUUCAUUACAACCGAGAUUAGAUGCCAGGAGAAAUCCAAGGGUGGAUUAUGCUACGAGGUGAUCUUGGCGGAGCCAACGGUGCCUAAGAGGGCGCCGUCGCCGCCGCAGACGACCCCGACCCAGCAGACCGCGAUCGAGGACAAGCUGAGAGCCGCCGAGGAGCGGAGGCUGUCGUUGGAAGCGCAUAAGCUUGCCGCCCUCGCCUCCAAGCUCAGCAAGAUCGAGGAGGCUUCCCGCAAGAAGGAUGAGCUGAGCGCGGCCUUCAUCGCCGCCACUCGCGAGUCUCUGGACGCGAAGAUGAAUAACACGGAAGAGAAGCGAGAGGCGCACAUUGCCGAGCUGAAGAACAAGCUGAAGGAGCAUUUGGAGAGUGUCGAAAAGACUCGCUUGAGUCUGGAGCAGCAAACCGAGGAAGUCCGAUGCGCCGUCGAGGAGAAGCUGAAAACUGCCGCUGCCCAACGUGACGAGAACAUCAAGAGGAUGCUGGAUCGUCUCAAGGAGCAUGAGGAGCAAGUCGCUCGUGUACGCCAGGGAAUGUCGGAGCGUGUGCAGCAAUUGGAGUCCCAAAUUCAAGGCAAGCUGGAACAAGCACGCGAACGUCGCGAGACCAUCGAGCGCGAGCAGAAGGAGAAGCUGCGCAAUCAUAACACGGUCAAGAUAGAGAAAAUACGUGAGACGGCGGCGAGAGAGAUCCUGGUGAAAAAGUUCGAGUUCGACAAGAGGGUGUCGACUGCGGAGCUGAAUCGGCAGCGAGAGAUCCAACGUCGCGUGCAGGCAAUUCGCCACCACCAUGAGAGGCGCGCCGAGAUCGUAAGACAGAACAAGGCCGCUCUGGAUCGUCAGGAUGGAAUUCUGGCGGACGCGCUGCAGCCGGCUGUCCUGCCGGUGGAGAACGAGACUGCCAGCUCCGGCUAAAUAUCGCAUCCAUGUCAAGGCCGCUUCGAGCGCGCCCCGCAAGGCUCCGUUUCGCUUUGUGCCAUUAUUUUCUGACUCGAAGUAAAACGGGAGGUCGAUCGCGCACCGCAUCCUGUCCGCAUUUCGAGCAGGCAGAGAGAAGAGAGAGACCGCGCCGUGUCUCCCUUCCGGUUCCUCGAGAUAGCGCGGACAAUACUGCCUUUCGUCACGAUAUUCCCACUUCGGCAACGUUACGCAUUAGUCCGCACGGUUCUUUGAAAUUAGCGGGAGAGAGCGAGCGUGGUGAUUCGGACAAAUUGUUGCGAAAGAUUGGCUGCGAGAGGGUUCUGACAGGUAUGUCGAUUCUUUUUGGAAUUCUAGAGUUUGGUUUAUAGGGUUCGAGAAUUCCGAGAUAUAAAUGAAAUUCGAAAAUUUACUCGCAGUUACAAUGACAUCAAGAUUGAGAUACUUGAACAUUUAUAGAUUCGGAGCUUUUAGAACCUAAAGAAAAACUUUAUUCCCUUUAUUAUUAUCUAAAAGUUUAAGAUUGGGUAAAAGAUCUAUGUACUUCGAAAUCAAAAUAUUCAAAUAUGUAGAAAUGUAAAAUUUCUGAAAAGAAAGAGAAAGGAAGAGUAUCAGAAUUUUUCACUUCUUCUCGAAUAAUGCAAUAACAUUGCAAGCCGUAUAAAAUCCAAAGAACUUCUAUAAAAUAAUUUAAAGAAUUUUCCCAAAAAGACAAUUAUUUUUCACACAAAGAUUAAGUUCAAAAAAGCUGAAGUGAGAUUUAAAGUAUUUUUGAAAGGUUCAAAGCAAAUAUGAUUAAAUUGAAUAUGGUAUCCGAAAUAUCUGGCAUAUCGCCUAUUAAUAUCAAGAGAUAUAUUACAUUUCUGUUCUCCGUUUCCUAUUUUUUUUUUUUUGAAAGUUUAAGAAAUGUUUCUUUUUCUCAAACAAAAUUUCUAAAAAUUUUUGAGUUUUUUAAUAUAAAAGAGAAAAAAGAAUUUAACGCGAAACCUUAAAGAUACUUUAAUGUAUUAAAAAUACAAAGUAACGUUCUCAAUUUUUUUUGAAUAAUUAUGUAAUUUUUAUUUUCGUUAAAUUAUAUUUUUUCUUUCUCCCUGUUCUAUUUUCGCGUUAUCGCUAUCUCAAUCUUGUUGUCGAAUGAGUACGAAAAGAAAUCUCGAUGACAGCUACGAUCGAUUAACCGUAAUUACCGAGUAGUCUUUUUGGAUCGCAACACACAGCGCAUCGUUUCUCGAGGGUGAAAGAGAUGAAGGGUUUUGGAGGGAGGGGGAGAAGGAGAUAUGGAAAUUGGAGAUAGAGAGAGAUUAACGGAUUACUAAUAAAUCACUAUCGCUACAACUAGAUUCUAAGUGGUGCGACUGCGGCUCUGUGUGCGCGCACGCACACGCACGGGGAGGUGUGUGUGUGCGAUGUGUGCCGACGUGUUAAGCACAUUUAUGAUUAUAUAUAUAAAUAUAAUAUACAUAUAAUUAUAAUGAUAUAUUAUUAAUAAUAAUAAUAUUAAUAAUAAUGAAUAGUGCUUUAUACUAGGCUUGAAAACUUGAGAAACCAUUUUGUACUCAUUGUAAUAUUACUGCGCUAACCGAAAUGAGAAACAUUCACACGAGACAUGUAGUCUAACGGAAUAUGAUAAUGUGACGCUUCUGUGAUGACUUUAAUUAUUUGUCAAAAUGUGUAGCGUUUAAGUGCGGGCGAGAGCGAGCGACAGAGCGAAUGGGACUGAGUGCGUGUGAGUAUGUGUGAAAAAUACAGAAAAAGAAAAAAGAGAAAAAGAUACUUUUGUUUCUUCAAGUUAGCACGGUUGUCGUGACCAGGCAAAAGUUUGCUCGUGUCAAGAAAUUUAUAUAUAUAUACGGUAUAAUUUUGUUAGAAUCAAUUUUUCGGUGCGCGGAGAUGAACUUUACACCAAUUGUUACGUCAAUCAAACGCAAACAAACGCCAUCAUUAUUCUGCGUGUCUGCCGCAUCGAAAUCAGAAAGUUGAAAUUUAAAAGCCCAUUGAAAUUGCACCGGCUUUGAUUGAUACUUUACAAGCUACAUACUUUACAUACUUUGCGCGCGCGCAAAAAGAAAGAAAGCGAACAAGCUCAAAGCUUAAAAGAAGAGGAAUAUUACGAUAUUUUUUUAUGUUUAUAGACGAGCUCUCUCUCUUUAAAAGUAAUCUGGCUUAAUUAACUAAUAGAUAAUCUUUGAACGCAUUUUGAUAUCGAUAAUAAUAUAAAUCAGUUUAUCCUAUAGACGAUUGCUUUCUCUACUUGUAUGUUCAAGAAACUAAAGAUAAAGAGGAGCCAAAGAUGUAAAAAUCUUAAAGGGCUUGCGCAGAAACAUUUGGCUCGCAAAGAUUAGAGAGAUACGUGGUAUGAGAAUGCAAAUCUAAACUUUUUCAAAGAUCCAAUAUAAACUUUGCGAAUUUAAAAAAAAAGUCAAAGAAUAAAGCUUAGUGAGAACUUAAGCCUUGGUCACAGUACCGCUGCAACCCAAAGGGUUAGAGAAACAUGACAGACCGUAACUGUACCCAUAUUCAUCAGCUUGCGUCUCAUAAUUCGGAUCAGUAGUUCCCAAGUUUGAGCGAUUUUUUUAUACGAUUAAUUUGAUUUGCGCAAUAUUAAUUGUAGCUUAAUCGGAAAUGAAAAGAGCCCUUAUCAUACAUCACUUGAUUAUUUAAAAAAUGUUCUAAAUUCUUAUAAAUUUUACGAUUUUCAGAAUCUAAGACUCAAAAAGUUUUAGACCUAAGAUUCUGAAAAGGAUUUUAUUCAUUGUAGAAUUCUUGAUAAUUAACUAUAUUAUUUUUCUGUAUUAUAUUCAUCAUGUUACACAGUUUUAUUAAUUCUUAUACUUCAGGUACAAAUCAUAAUUUAUUUUAUAAUUUAUGCUAUUUUUUUUUGUAAGCAUAAACAGAUCUUCGUUAUUUCGUAUCUUGAUUCUUGGGAAUCUGGUCGUUUUUGCAUUGACAGCGCGCAUUUAGUUCUAAUUUUACCUGGAGUAUAAAAUUUAAUUUUAUAAUUUCCUAAAUUUCUAGCGUAAAAAAUUACAAAAUAUUCCGUAAGAAUUCAAAAUUUUGAAAUUUAGUGUCCUAGAAAAAUUCUCAAUUUACUUAAAUUUCUAGCUACACAUCCUAUAGCAUUUUUCUUGUUUCUAAAACCAAACAGAGAUCUUUCGAAAUUCGAUUCUUUCAGUAAGUUCAGUAAUAUUAAUAUAAUAAAUGUAAUAUAAUUAACAUAUUCGUCCUCUGCGUAAUAACACUUCACUGCAAUAACGCUUUGAUAUAAUUUACAUGUGAUUUACGAGAGGGCUAAAUGCGCGUUUCCGACACAACAUAAGAAAUUCUCACAAAACGCCUAAUUGCACCGAAUACUAAUUAAGCGUGGAAGUUAAUGAGCGUAAGUGCGGAAAAGAUGAAGGGAAGAAUGGGCGACGAGAAAUUUCCAGAGAAUUUUCGGACAGAGCGAAGAGAAAUUUGUCUUGCCGUGUCGCGACGAGUGAUGGGUAACGUCUAUUUUUGCAUCAUUGUUGUGAUCCUUUGGAAAUUGUAUCAUCGUGUAAUGAUUAUAGGCGUUCCGCGACGUAUGUAUGUUAUUAUCCUCGACUUGCGUUGCGAUAUAUACAGGGUGACUUGUAGAAAGCACGCAAGAGUACUAAAUAUUCAUUCCUGAUUAAAACACAAUGUCGUAUUAGAAACGGAACUUCGUAUUCUUUCUUUGGGGCACUCUGUAUAAAUGUGUAUAGAUUUCUGCGUGAUAAUGCAUAGUUAUAUAUGAUGAAUUGAAAAUCAUUAUUCUUUCAAGAAUAAACUUAAAUGAGAGAAGUUUCAAUGAAUUCAAGAGAAAAUAAAAAGGGAACAAAUUCAAAAAAGAAACUAUUCGAGAAAUCGUAGUUACUUUAUAUUAAUUCUCUUUAAAAUUUUAUUACAGAUGUAAACAUUAUAUGUUAAACAUAAUUUAUUAUUAAUUUAUUUUUAAAUUAUUUUUCUGAAUUAUUUUCUUAAUAUAUAAAUCGUAAAUUAUUACAUAUGAUAAUAUUAUAUUAGAAUAUAUUAUAUUAUGUUUACGAUAUGAAAGUAGACGUAAUAUAAUUACUAUAUUUUUCCCAGUAUAUAAAUAUUGUCAUGUUUUAGAAAUAUUGAAUUAUUAUAAUCACAUGAUUUUCAAUUCAUCUGAUGUAACGCAUGUGUCCUCACGGGCUUUGGUAUUGUCUCUCAUGGUGAAGAACGUGCGAGAAAGAGAUAACUAAACGAAAUAUAUAUAUAAAUAUAUAUGCGAGAGCGGAAGAAGAGGAUUAUUGUAUCGCGAUAUUACUAAUCGCGUCUUGCAUUGGCUGCCUUCGAUAUAUUUCUUUCAGUUUCUGUUCGAGGUAAUGUGUGUCAAAUGAGAACUCGAUUGUGUGUGAAGUAAAAGGCCAUACCUACACGCACCA
This is a messenger RNA of Odontomachus brunneus, 5726 nucleotides long. It is a transcript of the gene stai, whose product is annotated as stress response protein NST1. Lineage: Eukaryota; Metazoa; Arthropoda; Insecta; Hymenoptera; Formicidae. Gene Ontology annotation, biological process: neuron projection development; microtubule depolymerization; regulation of microtubule polymerization or depolymerization. Gene Ontology annotation, molecular function: tubulin binding. Gene Ontology annotation, cellular component: neuron projection; cytoplasm. Bases 241 to 1314 code for a protein of 357 amino acids. The record is from RefSeq and is a predicted model, not a curated record. The transcript has 7 exons.